Molecule: messenger RNA, 1722 nt
Organism: Lycium ferocissimum
Lineage: Eukaryota; Viridiplantae; Streptophyta; Magnoliopsida; Solanales; Solanaceae
Product: peroxisome biogenesis protein 2-like
Exons: 8
Coding region: 233-1264 (343 amino acids)
Biological process (GO): protein import into peroxisome matrix
Cellular component (GO): peroxisomal membrane
Molecular function (GO): zinc ion binding
Source: RefSeq, a predicted model, not a curated record
UUAUUAGAAAAAACUCCUAAAAAUUGUGGGCAUGAGCCAUGAUGACGGGCUCUUGAGACUUUCAAUGAACAGCUCAUCGUUUUCAUAUUUUCAGAGACGAAAAUGCCCUUUCCCCCGGUUAGAAAAAUCAUGUUUGUUAAAAAACCCGCCAGAAUUAGUCCUUGCGUGGUCUGAAAGACUGCCCUCUAGAGUAGCGCCAUUGAAAUUCACAUGAAAUUGUCUUAUUUCGAAGAUGGAUAGAGAAACCCUAGCUUCAUCAUUCAACCCGCCAGAAGAAGAUGCUUGGCGCACUACCUACAAUAAUUUACUUCCUCGAUGGCAGUCACUUGCUUCAUCUCAUCAGUCUGCUAUUCCAAUUUCAAUAUCAAGAGUUAAUCAGGUAGAUGCAGGAAGAUUGGACAUUGAAAUGUCGGCCAUGCUAAAGGAACAGUUGGUUAAGGUCUUCUCUUUGAUGAAGCCAGGAAUGCUAUUUCAAUAUGAGCCAGAACUUGAUGCUUUCUUGGAGUUCCUUAUCUGGCGGUUUUCUAUCUGGGUUGAUAAGCCUACACCGGGUAAUGCGUUAAUGAAUCUGAGAUAUAGAGAUGAACGAGUGGUUGAAGUGAGAGAAAAAGUUCGAACAGGAUUGGAGGGACCUGGACUUACUGUUGCUCAGAGGAUAUGGUACUGUGUCGCUACUGUUGGUGGUCAAUAUAUGUGGGCUCGUCUUCAAUCAUUUUCUGCUUUCCGGAGAUGGGGCGACUCUGAGCAGAGGUCUGUGGCACGCCGAGCAUGGUUGUUAAUACAACGCAUGGAGGGGAUCUAUAAAGCAGCAUCUUUCAGCAAUCUACUUCUCUUUCUUUACACAGGAAGGUAUAGGAAUCUCAUUGAAAGAGCUUUAAGAGCCAGACUUGUUUAUGGGAGGCCAAAUAUGAACAGAGCCGUGAGCUUCGAGUACAUGAACCGCCAAUUGGUGUGGAAUGAAUUCUCGGAAUUGCUGCUCUUGCUUCUUCCCCUUCUCAAUUCAUCAUCCGUCAAGAAUAUUCUUCAUCCAUUCUCAAAGGACAAAUCUUCAGAUUCUACAGUGGAUGACACUGUGUGCCCAAUCUGCCAAGGAAAGCCAACAAUUCCAUUUUUAGCUGUACCUUGUCAGCACAGCUACUGUUACUACUGUCUUCAAACACGGUGCUCCGCUGCUCCGUCUUUUCGUUGCCCCCGAUGUGGCGAACCGAUUGCUGCUAUGCAACGACAUGGUGGUUCGGUCAACAACAUAAGUCAGAAACAAUAAUUCAUGUGAAAGGUGAAAUGAAAUGACGGGAAAGGCAAGCUUCAGUCAAACUAUGGUUCAAAAGUUGCCCAUAGAUAACAUAGAAAUUGAACUAGGAAUUGAGAUUCCUUGAUAAAGCAAUUUGUUCUGCUUUAUUGAGUGCAUUCAUUUGUUAAAGUUUAUUGUCUUUUUUAAUGUAGCCUUUCUUUCCUAUAAUCCAUUUAUGUAUAUGUCUAUCUUAAAGAUUCUCUUAAAUGUUUGAUCAUCACAGGUCACAAUUGAUUUCAAUUAUUUAUCAGAUGGCCCAGCCCUCUUAAGCUUUGUUCAGGAUAACUUUGUAGUUAAAAGAACUCGGUGAAAAAGAAAAGUAGGAACAAUCCUUCAUUUCCUUAACAGUUUCAAAUUGCAAGCCAGUGUGCUCUGUGUUAUUGAAUCUGCAUGUAAAGUUGCCAAGUGAUGUGCAGAUAAUACUUUUAAGC